AUGAUUGUUGGCAACAUGAAUUCCAAACUUCCAGCUAUGUCUCCAGUCAUGGUUACAACCAUCUAUAUACAGAUUUCUGGUUCAGUAUGUCUACGUUUGGUACAAGUGACAAAACAGCUGAUCAGGGUUCGAAAACUCGCUUACCACUUUCUCUGUUAUUUUUGUGGAAUGUUUAGCCUGUUUGGCAUGUUUCUCACUUCUAAAGCUUUUGGUACAUCCGUACAUGUGAAGGACUAUCUUCGUGAGAUCUUCCUUGUUGUAGCACUUGUUGUGGCCUUUGCCAACCUUGUGCUGAAAGACAAGAUUAUUGUUUAUGAUCUGGCUGAUCAACGGAUUGGAUGGGCUAAUUACGACUGUUCACUUUCAGUAAAUGUGUCUGCUACUACAAGCACGGGUAAAAGUGAAUUUGUUAAUGCGGGGCAGCUUGCUGGCAGCAGUUCAUCACGAAACGCUCUUUACAAGCUGAUACCAAGCUGCAUUCUGGCUUUCUUGCUGCAUAUAUCAGUGUUUGGCAGUAUCUCGUUUUUGUAA
This is a messenger RNA of Ilex paraguariensis (yerba mate), 531 nucleotides long. The record is from the annotation of a GenBank genome assembly. Lineage: Eukaryota; Viridiplantae; Streptophyta; Magnoliopsida; Aquifoliales; Aquifoliaceae.